Papaver somniferum (opium poppy) is the source of this 447-nucleotide messenger RNA. RefSeq lists its product as uncharacterized. The transcript has a single exon. Lineage: Eukaryota; Viridiplantae; Streptophyta; Magnoliopsida; Ranunculales; Papaveraceae. Bases 1 to 447 code for a protein of 148 amino acids. The record is from RefSeq and is a predicted model, not a curated record.
AUGGCUUCAUCUGUUACGACAGAGGAUCUGAAGGCGUUCCAUGCAAUGGAUCGAGAUCUUUACAAGCGACUUGUUAUUGACAGUGGUCGAGACUUAUUUACAUGUAUGCAUGUGAUUGCCCUGUGGAUCUUUCUUGAAGAAAUAGGGUAUCCCAAUAUAGUCGAGAAACUACUCAGAAUGAAUGAUGCGGUAGUCAAUUUUAUACUGAAUGAAGCAAUUCGUUGUCUUGAUUGCCUGAAAUCUGUUACACCACCUAUACCGGUGGUUAACAUUCACGACUUACCAUUAACACAAGAGUUAAUGGGUAAUAAGGCGAUCAGUUUAUCAUUGGUAUAUCAGUACAGGGAUGAUGCCUUAACUAGGGUAAAUCAGACUGUGAAGGAUGUGUUUGUUAGAGCGUUUGAUGAUAUAGUACAAGAGGCCGUUUGGGCUGGAAGGAAGUCAUGA